GGAAGAAGCAUGUGGCUCCCUUUAUAAAUUGGAUUAAAUUACAUAACUCUCUUAGUGGCUCCACCAUACUUCCGUUCAUACCACCGGGAACCCACGAUCCCAUUCUAAAUUUGAAAAAUAAAUAAAUAAAUCGGUUCUCACCAAAACUUUGAUGAAAGCCUCUACCCUUUUGUCCAUCCCCAUCUUUAUUAUCUGAUAGGAAAAAGCAUCCUAGCAAGCUACAUACAUACAAGGAAAUCACCAAUCUGAUAUCAACAAAGCAUCCUAGCAAUUAAGCCCCAUACAAGGACAGGAAAAUGGCCGACCCCGUCAUUAGUGCCACUAUUCAGGUUGCCUUGGAGACGGCAGUAUCUCUUGCCACUGACAGGAUUGGUAUGUUAGUUGGGUUCAAGAAGGAUGUGGCCAGCAUGACUCGAUCUCUUCGCUUUAUCAAUGCUCUCUUGGCUGAUGCUGAGGAAAGGCAACAAAACCAGGACCGGGGAGUGCAAGAAUGGCUGAAGAGUCUCGAGGAGGUUGCUUAUGAUGCUGACAACGUGUUGGAUGAGCUCAACUACGAAUCUCUUGGUUGCAAGGUGGAGUCCCGGAACCAGCACAAGCGAAAGGUAUGCUGCUUCUUCUCCUUCUCUAACACUAAUCUUGCUUUCCGUUGGAGAAUGGCUUCUAAGGUCAGGGGCAUCAAACUUAAGCUGAAUGAGAUCAACCAAGGAGCCAGUGAUUUGGGACUGUUCGAGAGAGCAGUCAUGGCAGCUGCCCUCCCUGCUGCUGCUGAUGCUGGAGACAAAAGAAAUCGGCAGACCGACUCUGUUGUUGCUCCAAUGAUUGGAAGAGCCGAUGAUGAAUCAAAGAUAGUGAAGAUGCUGUUGAGCCCAUCUGAGAAGGUUCUUUCUGGUCUUCCCAUAACUGGUAUGAGAGGUCUAGGCAAAACAACUUUGGCUAAAUCGAUAUACAACAACAAGCAAAUUGAUGAGCACUUUAACAAAAAAAUUUGGGUUUGUGUAUCAAAAAAAGCUCCGAUACUGGAUCUUUUCAAACUCAUUUUAUUGCAAUUGACGGAAAAAAAGGUUGAAGUGGAAGAAAAGGUUGAAGUGGAAGAUAGGAAUGUCAUCGUUGGAAAAAUUGGGAAUCAACUUGGGGGAAAAAGAUAUUUCCUAGUUCUUGAUGAUGUGUGGGAUGAUGAUCAGGCAUUGUGGGAUGACUUUUUCACCACCUUGAGGGGACUCAAUCCAACCAAUGGAAGCUAGUGUCUUGUCACUACUCGUAUUGGUCAGGUGGCAGAUAUUGUGUCUGGAGCUUUGAUGAUGGAUGAUGAAGCCUAUGCCUUAGGAAGGCUACCUGAUGAUCAUUGUUGGUCUAUCCUAAAAGAAAAAGUAGUUGGAGGCAGGGGCGGAUUUAAGGUGGGGGCACUGGGGGCAUGGGCCCCCACUGCCUCCCCUCAAAUUUGUAUAAUAGUUAUACAAUUUUGAUAUAAUCGUAAAGGUGCCCCCAGAGUUUUUUUAGAACAAAUGUGAAAAAAUAGAUCACAAAUUUUAUAUCAUUCACUUUCCUCCCCUGGUCUCCCAUUUUUUCCCCCAACAGAGCCAAGUAUCAAUUAUAUCAGUCUUUUCUUUUGGUCCCCACUCCCCAAUUCCCUUUCCUCCUCUGGUCCCCAUUUUCCCUUCACAACCGACGGCUCUUCUUUCUUCCCCCAUUUAUACUUGUUGGUGAAUUUAUUAUUUUUUUGCUUAAAAAAUUAGAAAAAGAGUAGAUAAAAAAUUUUGAUGUUAUUUUUGCCCCCACUAAAAUUUUUUUCUGGCUCCGCCCCUGGUUGGAGGGGGAGAAGUACCUGAUGAACUACAAGCAAUUAAGGAGAGAGUAAUCAAAAGAUGUGAUGGUCUACCAUUGGCUGCAAGUGUAAUAGGAGGUCUGUUACGUUUAAAGAGAAAAAAGGAGUGGCGAUCAAUUUUGGAGAAUAGGCUUUUGAGUUUGAGUGCAGGUGGAGAUCACGUGAUGCAAAUACUUAAGUUGAGUUUUGAUAAUUUGCCAUCUCCAUACAUUAAGAAAUGUUUUGCAUAUUGUUGUAUAUUUCCUAAGGAUAGUAAGAUAGAAAGGAAUAUGCUUAUCGAACUUUGGAUGGGAGAAGGUUUCCUUCAAACAGAUGUCAAAAGCCAAACGAUGAUGGAGGAAAUUGGUAUGAAUUAUUUGAGAAUUUUAUUGCAGAGUUCAUUGUUUGAAGAAAUAAUUGAUGAAUCAGAUUAUCCGUCAAAAACAUGUUAUCAGAUGCAUGAUCUAGUGCAUGACCUUUCAGAGUCAAUGUCAAAGUCUACCAAAGUCAUUAAUGAUAGGGAUACAUGUAUAGUAGACAAUGGUGAUCAGAUUCGUUACCUUGCAAUAGACUCAUUUGGUGGUGGAGAAGACAGAGAUAAACUUUUGGAGAGUCUAUCAACUUCGCUUCAUACAUUGUUUGUAAAUGUUGACUUAUCUGGCGAUAUGUUAAUGAAGUUGAAGAACUUGUAUGUUUUGAAUUUGUCUUAUACAACAACUGAAGAGCUUCCAGUCUCAAUUGGCAAACUAAUACAUUUGCGGUAUGUUAACCUUAAGCGGUCUGCAAUCGGCAUUUUGCCGGACUCCCUUUGCAAGCUUUAUAAUCUGCAGACAUUGACGCUAAGUUACUCAAAAGUUAAAGAUCUUCCGAAGGGGAUACGCGAUUUGAUUAGCUUGAGACAUCUCCACUAUGACAUAAGUGAUAAUGACUUUCAAAUGCCGCUAGAGAUGGGACGACUUACUUGCCUUCAGACGCUAGAGUUCUUUAAUGUGGGUCGAGAGAAGGGUCGACAAAUUGAAGAGCUUGGAAGCUUGAAGAACCUCAAAGGCAAAUUGGAGAUACGCAAUCUGGAACUAGUAAAGGGUAAGGAAGGAGCUGAGGAAGCAAAACUAUCUGAAAAGGCAAAUCUAUUUGGCCUGGUACUUCAGUGGGCCUGUGAACGAGAAGGCGACGACUACAAUGACGAAGAUGUGUUAGAUGGCCUUCGACCCCACCCAAAUUUGGAGGAGUUGGUAAUUUGGAAUUUUAUGGGCGAUCAAUUUCCUCAUGGUUAAUGGAUUUGCCAACGACGACAACACUCCCCAAGUCAGCAACAACACCCCCCAAGUUAGCACGUUUGGCAUUUAAUUUCUGCAACAGAUGCAGAGAACUCCUUCCCCUGCAAAACUUUGCGUCUCUUAAGCAGCUGGAGAUUUAUGCUUGCGAUGGGUUGACGAAUCUGCCAGGUGACAUACUGCACUCUUGUGCCUCUCUCCAGAAGCUUCGGGUGAUUGGUUGCCGCAAUCUUAUCUCCUUUCCGCUUGAUUUGCAACAAACGCCUUCUCUCUUGGAGCUGGAAUUAUACAGGUGUUCCAAACUGAAAACAAGCAUGACGCCCAGAGGAUUUGGUUUCCUAACCAGCUUAAGGGAGCUUGUAAUUGGUCCCUUCUCAGAUGAUGGUGAUGAUCAUGAAAAUUCUUCAAUUUACAAUGAGUUUGAUUGGUCUGGAUUGAUAUCCUCCUCCUCCUCUUCGUCAUCCACACUCCAUGAAUUAGCAUUAAUUGGGUUGCCACACAUGGAGUCCCUGCCACAUCGGAUCCAAUACUUGACCACUCUGACGUCACUAUGGCUACGCGACUUUGGAGGUAUAAAAGCUCUGCCAGAUUGGUUCGGAAACUUCGCUGCUCUUGAAUUCCCGCAUUUACGGCAUUUCACGGAGCUUGGACAUCUACCCUCUGAGGAUGCCAUGAGAAGUCUCACCAAACUAAAACGUCUGGAGGUUUAUGGUUCUCCUCUGUUAAAAGAAAGAUGCACUCCUGAGAGCAGCGGCCCCGACUCCCAGUGGUCCAAAGUUUCUCACAUUCAAGACCUAUGCAUAAGUUGAUUAAUAACCAACUUUCAUCUUUGGAUCAAAUUCAAUCAUGAUUGAUAGAAGAAUAGCUUCAUGAACAGAGGUUAGAAUUUUGAAGCUUCUUCAGCACCAUCUAUAUGGCUAGACCUCAAUAACUUUUGGCCUGCAUUUCCUCAACGUUUACAACAACUAGCAGUCUAUUUACGUGCUCUGCUUCUGUAGAUUUGAAGUUAUUAUUGCUAAAGUCAUCUGACUGUUUAAAAUUGUGAUUCUAAGGGGACUGAACUUUUACCUCUUGAUAAUGAACUUGCAUACUCUAUCAGAGUCAUAUAUGAUGUUUUUCUGGUCACUUUUCCUUGAUUUUGGCUUUUGAGCCAUGAAGACAAUGGUCAAUUGAGGCGUUUUCGCAGGUGUUGGUCAUUACUUUCAUGUUUUGGUUCAAAAUUUCUGGUAAUUUUAGAUAUGCUUCUCUUCUUUCACUACUCAAUUUUUACUUUUUACCACUUUAAUAUCUAAUAUAUUACAUAUAAAACAAAAGAAAUCUUGUUGUCACAAAGAUAUUUUUGAGGUAGCCGAGGAAGGUGUGUACUAUUUGAGCAAUGAAGUUGCACAAAACUUGGUGGAGUAUCUUCCAACUGAACAACUCUAGGCGGAAUGUUUUGAAGCAUUCCGGUAGUUGGUCAAGCCUGCUUGUUGCGACUUGCUACUGUUAAUGAAUCCACCUUGAUAAAGGCUUUUAAGCUCUCUCUGCUAUUAUGAUUGUUGGUUGCCUCUUUUUUUAUGGUAAGUUCUCCUUUUGGGGCUUUAGUUACAAUGACAGAAAACCUGCAAUUAUCUGAAAAUUUCCAUUCGUUUUAUUCUAUCCUGAGCGCCAUCUUGAGUUUGAGUUUUUGUGCUUUGCAGUGGUUUUAGGCACAAAGCUAAACAUGGAACCUCAUCGAUGACUCUGACUCUGACUAUAAUACCAAUAAUCUUCUUCCUCUGCUUAAUAUUGGGUUUUAAGAAGUUUAAUAUCCAAUGCACUAAUUAAAACCUUUAAAAAAUUAUCAUGUUUAAGACUUUUUCAAGCAGCAGAGACUUGGUAGACUAUCCUCUUCUAAAGUUUAAGUUCAAAUGCCAUGAUUUGAGAUUUUAAGAGUCAAAGAGUUGUAAUUAGCUCUACUCGUUGCAUCUUGCUGUCUCAAAGAGUUCACCUUCAUGGCAAUUCUAGAGCUCUCUACCUUUCAUGCUUGUGGGUGCUGCUUAUUAUCAUUAUUGUUAUAGAACUUCUCAUUUUUCAGUGUUUUGAACAAAAACUAAUAGUUUCUAUGGCACUUCUGGUACUUGUAGAUUGAGCAGAAAGAUUUGAUAUCUUCUUACUGAUUUAGUGACUGUAGGCUUAAAGCUCAGUCGGGAACCCUGAUGACUCCUAAUUACCGCCUUCACUUUUGAAAAUCCUCUCUUUCCUUGAAAGUAUAUCAACUGAUAAUUGAAGCAACAACAGAUUAGGUCUGCCAAGUUGGAUACAGAGAGUAAAGAUUUCAGGACUUUUCAGAGCUGUUGGUCAUCAAAUUGGUGUUUGGUUCUAAGAGUCCGCCACGGAAGAUGUACUGCUCAUGCAGUGAAGCUGCACAGACUUGUUAUAGCAUCUUCUGACACAAUCAAGACUAAGCUGCAAGUUUUGAAGCGUACUUGUUGGCUGCUGCUACUUGCUGCAAUUAUUUCAUCUGCUGUGAUGAAGGCUAUUAAGCUCACCCCACCUUCUAUACUUGUUGGUUGCUUCUCUCUUCAUGUGAUUUUACACUCAAAGAUCAACAUUAACCUUGAUAACUCGCUCUUACUAUCAUUUGUAAUGAAGUCCUAUGAUCCCUUGCUGAACCAGACCCUGUUUCAGUCAGAUCAGAUGAAAACAUCCGGGAUUGAGUUCCUUGUCUGUCUGGUGUUGUUAAACUGUCCAACCGAUUCAGCAAUUUGUAGAUAUGUUAAAUGAGGUGCUAUUUUACUUCUUUUGGAACUCAAUUUGCCAUAUCUUCCAUACUGCUCAUCGUUCAAACUAGCAGUAUUUUGUAGCAGGAAAACGUGGAUUAGCUGAACCCUGAUAGAUGCUUGCAUCCUUCUUGAAGUUGUAUCUUAGCUCUAUAACAGGCAACAUAUUUUUUCUCAGUGUUCUGCAGUUGACUACAGGUUGUGUCCGA
Messenger RNA from Coffea arabica (coffee), 6025 nucleotides. Lineage: Eukaryota; Viridiplantae; Streptophyta; Magnoliopsida; Gentianales; Rubiaceae. The record is from RefSeq and is a predicted model, not a curated record.